Girardinichthys multiradiatus is the source of this 1169-nucleotide messenger RNA. RefSeq lists its product as uncharacterized. The coding region runs from base 209 to 898 and encodes 229 amino acids. NCBI's taxonomy places the organism in Eukaryota, Metazoa, Chordata, Actinopteri, Cyprinodontiformes, Goodeidae. The transcript is spliced from 2 exons. The record is from RefSeq and is a predicted model, not a curated record. Gene Ontology annotation, cellular component: membrane.
GGCACCGCUACUAAAAGAAGUUAUCCUUACAUUGACUUUCCUCCAUGUCUUCCUGCAUGUUGCGGACUGUGUAAAAGUGAUCUUAGGAGACCCGUUUAUAUUUCCUGUAAACUGUGAGCCAGGUGAAUCAGGGACACUGCUGCGCGUUUUUAAAGACGACAGUACCUCAGAAGUUGCUACUUGUCACAGUGGGAAGUGGACGGUGAAAAUGUACAAAGACCGGAUGAUGAUCAACUCUUCUAAGAUCGGUUUCAAUCGCACGGUAUACAACCACGGAGGAGUCUACGAGCUGGAAAUCUCCAAACCUAAAGACCCCGUCCAGCUGGAGGUUGUUGCUGCGUGGAACGUGUCUGUGGCCGAGGAUGAGACGGUGAUCCUCCCGUGUUCCUUUGAGACCACUGGGAAAACUGGUUUGACCGUUGUUCGGGAGAAAAACGGAAAGCCUCUGUGUGUGAAGAACUCCCCUUCUGAUGGCUGCAGCGGGACACCAGACAGACUGUCCAUGUCCACGGACUGGUUUACCCACGGAGACCUGUCACUGACGGUAGCAAGGGUUCAGCCUCAGGAUCGUGGGGAUUACUUCUGCUACGUCCAAGAUGAACAUCGGAACCAUUCUGGAAAUCCUGCUGCGGUUAGACUGGCCGUCAGAGAGAAAAAGGCUCAUCAGGUCACCACACCUGCAACACCUGUAAAUCAAACACAAAGUUGCUCCGAACAGACUAAACCCUGGAAGAUAUCCACCCUGGUUGUCGGUGUUUUCCUGCUGGUCCAUGUCGCCCUUGUAGUUAUCCGUUAUUUUUGGAGUCAUUUUAAAUCAGGCUGUGAUUUUAGAACAUUUUACAAGCUGGUAGGAAGCCAGCAUACAUCCCAACCUAAUGAAGCUAUAACCACCGUUUAACUAUUGAGUAGACCAGGGUUAGUUGUCAUACUUUUAACACUUGUCCUUUAUUACUUCAAAGCUAAUAGGAAUAUUGUUUAUUUUGUAACUAUUUGUCAGAUUCCAUCAUCAGUGACUGUAUUUUUAUAUAAAACCAUCCGUGGUCUACAGGCCUAUUGCUUUUUAUUUAUCUACCAUGUUAAUAAUUUAUACCAGUUUGUAAAAAUGCUAUAGAUUGGAUGUGUAUUAUGUCAGCACUCAGACAUCAAUAAAUAUCUUCUAUUUACAUUUU